AUGGACAUUUUAGAUACACUAUUCUCGAUGCUCAUCAUUGGACCUCGAAAUCUGCAUUCUGUGUAGGAAUAGUACCGCACGCAAUGAAUGCCACAGAGUCUACAUUCAUCACAUUCCUUUAUGUGAUUUGUUUCUAUUUGGCCCCUAAGGGGGGUGGCUGUGAUUGCAGUUCUGUGCGCAUUGCACCUUUUCCACCCUGCAGCUAAGUGUAGUGACCAGAGGAUGGCGCUGAUGUUCCAUAACAAGGCUCAGAAUUGCUCUUUUUUUUAACGCUUUCCCUUCAUGAAUACUCUCGCAGGAACAAAACAUUUUAAGAGUGGAACAAAGUGAUUUUACACCCUGCCUACGGUUUUGCAAUGCAAGUCUAAUUCCACGUUAAGGAAUGUUUACGAAUAGAGUGCGCUCACCAGGAAUACAACGUUUAGACAUGUUUAGGCCUAAUAUGUUGAUGCAACCUUUUCCUGCAUAAUCUUCGUGCUAUAACAUUGUCAUUCUAAUUGUUGAUUGUUCUUAUAAAUGUUAUCAUAAUAUUAUUAGCUCUUGUGGUCGUAGGCACAUCCAGGGCAGUAUUUAAUCAUAUAUAGACUAAUAAAAAUAAACGAAAUAGUAGGCCUUAGUCUAGUUAUACACAACAUUUUGUAUGGGUAUCUGUACAUUUUCUACACAAAGAAACCUAAAACUUAGUUGUUCUACCUGUCAAAUGAAUUGACAAUCAAGACAAUUAGGAGGGGUACAUUUUAUUGGGCAAUUAACGUUUAGUGUUAGAUUGUCUUUAAAGAAAACAGGCUUUUAGUAGGCCUAUUUUUUAUAGUUAGAAUGCGUUUAUUUUAAUCUUUAGGUUAGGCCUAUAGGAAUUCUUAACACAAGUAGUGUUUAAUAAACUGAAUUAUCAUACAUGAUCAACAUAUGAUUCAUAGUACAAGAUGCAAUUACCUUUUGUAAAGUCAGUGGAAAACUAUUUUCCUUUUUUUCAGAAUUAUUAUUCAUAUUCAACAUUUGCAAUAUAGUCUUACACAGGUAGCUAUUUGGUGAGAUUUGGGUUCAAUUUGCUUUCAAUUUUGGAAUAAUAUGAUAUAGCAUAUUGAAAAAUCAGAUAGAGUAUAUUUGGUGGUAUUAGAUCUAGCCUAAAUGGUUAUAUGCUCAUUAACUCCGCAUACAGAAUUAUUUUUAUUUUUUUUAUCCCUCCUGUGUUUCUUUCCAGACAACAUUGUGGAAUAGGAAAGAAUAUACAUAAACUUGACCAAAUUAGGCCAUAGCCUAUUACAGAUAAAACAAAAUAAAUUCGGAGUUUUUAAAAAGUAUUUCCAAAUAGGCCUACCGCCAAGGAAGCUAGAUAAUACACAUGCAGUAGAAGUCUAAAUGUAGUCCUACAAAUAAUGUGGUUCAUUUUGAAAAUUCAAAUGUACUUACUUAAUUUGCUUACCUAACUUUUAUGUUUUUAUUUAAUCAUUUGCUUAAUCUAGCAUAGGGUUACCACUCAAAAUAAUUUUCUCAAAUAUUUCACUAAUACUUGCUUCUUGUACUCCUUACAACAAGUACUUUUAUAUUCAAGCAAUAUGGCCCGAGGGUUGUGGUAUAUGGCCAAUAUACCACGGCUAAGGGCUGUUCUUAUGCAAGACACAAUGCGGAGUGCCUGGAUACAGCCCUUAGCCUUGGUAUGUUGGCCAUAUACCACAAUCCCCGAGGUGCCUUACCGCUAUUAUAAACUGGUUACCAACAUAAAUAGAGCAGUAAAAAUACAUGUUUUGUCAUACCCGUGGUAUAUGGUCCGAUAUACCAUGGCUGUCAGCAAAUCAACAUUCAGGGCUCGAACCACCCAGUUUAUAAUAUAUUUUCUUUAAACAACAACAGUAACUCAAAUAGGAUACAAUUGAUAAUGAUUACAAUUGUAAAUGGUAUUAUUUUAAUCACAAUAAUAUCAAAUAAACUGUUGUAAAGUUGAUAAUGGCAAGCAAUCAAAUGUAGCCUACCUAUAUUCUGACUCUAUUUUGAAUUUAUAAAAAAAUUGUCUAUGUACAAGUGUAGUUAGUGCUCCGCCCUUAUACAAUAAUCAUCAUGUUUUUAUGUUUGUUGUAGGCUAUCACAUACAGUUCCGUUUUAGCACGGAUAAUUUGAGCUAUUUGAAGGAACUGAAGAAAAUAAUUUAAAUAAAUACCCAAUGCAGUUUUAUAUUAUUUGUUGUGUAUAAAUUACAGAUGUUAUGAGGGGUUGAAAACGAUGGUAUUAUGCUGUAUUGUGAAAAGUAGGGUAUAACUGCAACAGUACAGGGUAUUUCUUUUGAGCCGAUUACAUUGUAUUUUGUGUCAUUUCAUAUGUAUUGGUUUCCCAGUUUUUAUGAGAGGGUGUGUGUCCAAAGGGAUGAGAAAGAGUGUGUGUGUGUCUGUGUGUGUGUCUGUGUUCGUGUGUGUGUUAAUCCUACUCUGCAGUCUGUGCGCCAUAAUGAUAUCUCUGGCCCCGCUGGUGAUUGGCUACAGCGGUCACGGGGCUGGAUCACGUGAGUGAGUUCUUUGGUCCUGGGGAAAAUGGGGUUUGGUGUAAAUCUAGGGUGUAUUGCUGUCAUUUAUCACACUACCUCGUAAAAACGACAGUGAAGAUUCUGGGUCAACAAAUCACAAGGAAAAAAUAUGAGCUCUUAUUAUGUGGAUGGUCUUUUUAGCAAAUAUACGGCGACCGGUUCUUUCUUCCCAAACGCAGACCGGGGUUCGUGCGCUCUUCGACCCGGUGGAGAAGGACCCGCAUCUCCUCACAGUGCCGCAGCCCCUGCCUUCCCACCGUCCCUGUCCGGACUUUACAACGUCAACAAUGCUAUUUACCAUAGCCCCCCGAUGUUUACCCCUGCUUAUGGCCAGGGGCCGGAGGUGCACAGUCUGCACUGCAGCUCCUUUGACCAGAGCCGCCUGUUCGGGGACAGCUGCAUCCAGCCGGGGCCAGGUCCACUCACCUCGCCAGAGGACAAACAAUACCGGAUGUACCCCUGGAUGAGAACAUCAGGUAUGAUCUAACAUGGGUAUUUCCUGACUCCUGCAGAGCUCUGCUAUAAUGUCAAUGAAUUUACAAAACGUUGGGAUACUUACCUUGGUCUUAAUUAAUGGCGCAAUUAAUUGCUUGAAGACAUUGGUAUUGCAUGGAAAUAAUAUAUUUUUUUAUUGGGCAAGUAAUUAGUUCUGUGGACAUAAAUUAAUCAUCCUUACGCUUCUGUAGUGUUCAUUGCGCAGGGAACUUGCCGCUGGUUUUUUUUGCCUCUGCUUUCUUAUUGCUUCUUCUACUCUUUGUGGCAGUAAAAUACCAGGCUAUAGGUUGGAGUGUAAAUCAUUGCUCGUGCGCUCUGCAGUUCGCCCUUUUGAUUGGCCUCAGAAUGGCAGUUGUGAUUAACAGCAUCAGUUUCAGAAACCUAUUUGUACACAGGGAUAUAACUAACCUAUAGCGGUGGGUGUAAAUAAUAUCAGUAUUCUAGUUGGAGCAGUGGUAUUGAUAAUAGUGGCUGGUUAGUACGGAAUUGGUAGGCAGGACAGUGUUUAAUAAAUACCAAUGAAAUAGCAGUAGUAAUUGCUUAUGGGCUGUGGGUAUGACCUAGUAGUGGCAGACAAACACAUGCUUCUAAUUGGAGAGGCAUGCAGUGCAUUAGCAUUAGCUACAGGCUACAGGCUAGAAUCCAAGCUGGAAUAUUUUUAACGGAAGGAAGUCUGAGCCAAAACAGCACUGACAGUCCUAAAACAUUUAAAGAAAUACAUCUUAGCAAAAAUGACACAGAAUGACAGACUUUUUUUUAUUUGAUUAAGUUCUAUAGAAAAAAAUACAAGAAUGCAAGAUCACAUAUGUGUGUCAUUAUCAAUAUCAAGUUAUUAUCAGAGUUAUUACAUAUGGCAUGCUUGUGUAGAACAUGGUUUUAGAGCAAUUUGCAGUAUUUUUUAUUCGUGGACCUAGUGGGAAAAUGCUAUAUACAAAUGUAGGAUCUUAAUUUGAGCCAGUUUGCUAAAGCAUGAAAAUAAUCCUGCAGCAACAGGAAAUAUGAAUUAUAAUGUGGUUUAUAAUUAAUGGACAUUUUUUGUAGGGCUUGAUACAUUUUUCGUUAGGGCAAAUCAAGCCUGGCAUUUUAUAGUGGAAAUUACCAACUUUAGAAGCCUUUUUAAACCUCAAAUACGUUUGCAUUUCCUGCACUGCAACCAAAGAGUGAUCAGAUCCUUCAUCUGUAUAUGGUUUAAAAACAUUCUCUCUUUCAGAUCCAAACAGAAAGCGUGGACGUCAGACCUACUCCCGGUACCAGACACUGGAGCUGGAGAAAGAAUUCCACUUCAACCGGUACCUGAACCGCCGGAGGCGCGUGGAGAUAGCACACGCGCUCUGCCUGACUGAGCGCCAGAUCAAAAUCUGGUUCCAGAACCGGAGGAUGAAGUGGAAGAAAGAUCAUAAGGACGAGUCUUCGAGCUCAACCCUCGGUGGCACCCGUGAGGACGUAAACAAGGAUGGUGAUGGUGAUCCGGUAACCAACGGACAGUCCAAGGCCCAGGAGGCAGAGCGAGGAGACUCCCAGUCUGCCAGUGUAGCGUCAGAAACCCCUGCAAGAGAAGGAGAUGGUGACAUAGAGGCUAUUAAUGAAAGAAACACUCCAUAAAUGUUUGUAUUUGUCUAAUGUUAAAGAGGUAUACGCUCACAGAAUCGAUACACUCUGUUCAUCAUGUUUGUUCAUCAAUUUAGAGGUUAGUACUGAUUGGUGAAACGACUUGCAAGGCUGAAAUUGAAAAGCACUUAUUUAAUGUACUGUAUACAAGCUAGUGAAAACACGGUCUCAAGCUAUAAAAGGCAUAUGUCUAUAUACACAUGAAAGGGAACGGAUACUACCUAUUUACACUACAGUAUUAUUAUGAAAACUCAAUUUGAUCUUUGAAUGUAGAAAAGGCCUACUGUAAAUGUUAUUCAAUAAUAAAUAUUAUUGGUUGGGAACUAUUAGAUAUUUUACUACUGAAAUAACAUUCCUGAACAGAGAACUACCUAAUGGGACAGUUAUAUCCAAGCAACUUCCGAAUUUAGCCUACGUCCAGUUUCAAUUGACUUAGACAGAGGAACCUUUUUCGCAUUCUAUUUGUCUCUAUUUAAAAUGGAAAUAAAUGCAAAUGUUGCGUAAAAGUGCCUUAGUUGAAUCAACUAGCGAAUAUGGCUUUAAUGUUUUACUGUCCCUUAUUCUCGUUAUAUUGCGCCGCUGUAGCUGUUACGGUUUGGCAUAUUCCCAUGUCUUAUAUUUGUGAGAGCUUGUCUUUUGGGGCCAUGUAGAGAUUGUAAUACAUAUUUGCAUGAUUCCAAAACAGCAAUGUUUAACACAAAAAUGAAUAGUCACAUUUGUAUACCCUACCUCAGAUUUUACGUCAAAGACUAUAGACCUAUAGGUUACUACUGUCUCACGGAAUUUCAAUACCGUAUAACUUCUUGUAUAUAUGUGAAAUGUAAGUCUUUGUAUACACUGUGACGUCGUGUUGUUAGUGUAUUUUUGCGUCCUCUAUAGAUCAAUAUAAUUUUUUUGUGGACGUGAGUGUGUCUGCUUGCAUGCGUUUGUAGGCUAUUUGUAAAUUCGGGAAAUUGUGUGUUUGUUUUAUCUGAUCAAAUGUAUAGAAGAGAAUUGCUCCAAUGUUCAGAAAUAACCUAUCUCUCACUUCACAUUCACCGCUUUGACUCGGAGGUAUUCUUAUUUUGACAUUAUGCAAGAUACUAUAUUUUAAUCCAAUAAAAACAAAACCAUUCAGUUUUGAAAAUAGCUUCGUAACGAAUUUCUUGUAAGCCAACCAUACAUUUAUGAAAACUUUAGCCAAAAUGUUAAGAAAGCACAUAUAGCCAACAUGCCAAAAUAGAUGGUAUUACCCUAAAUUAUGCAUGGGUUAAAAUAUUUGUGUUACUUUCUUUUUUUUACAUUCAAGACAUUUGUUUUUAUAUGACAAGAAAUAUUGACAACACUGUAAGCCUACACAUAUGCUAUAACAUAACACAAUGCCCAUCUGGCUUAUUCAGCAGGAAAAGUGAAAAGAGAUGAUGAAACCCAUGACACAUUUGUUUAAAGGAGUAGUUCACUAUUUUACAAAUUCAUUUGAGAUGGUUCCCCACCCUGAAAGUAGGAACUGUAAUCCAUGGUUCAGUUUUUUUUUAACAGACCACUACAAACACCACAAGCUAACAAUCGAUGGAAGUGAUGGGGGCAUGUGAGCAUGUUUUUUUUCUUCUAAAUAGCCAAAUCACCUUUAAGUAACAUCAAACUAAAUAUGGAAUUGAUUUGAAUUGUUUUCAGGUGAUUUUGACUUUUUCUUUUUAAACAUGCUUAUUACAUGCUCAUAUCACGUCCAUUGAUUUUUAGCUUGUGGUGGCUAAGGUUAGCUGAAUUUUGUAGUGGCUGUUCAAAGAAAACUGAACCAUGUAUUACAGUUUAUCUUUGCCUAUAGACCACUUUCAGUGUGAGGAACCAUCUAACAUCAAGUUGUAAAAUAGUGAAUUACUCCUUUAAUAAAGAGGCUAAAGCAGAGUUUCCCAAACUCGGUCCUGGGAACCCCCAAGGGGUGCAUGUUUUGGUUUUUUCUCUAGCACUACACAGUUGAUUCAAAUAAUCAAAGCUUAAUAAUGAGAUUAUUAUUUGAAUCAGCUGUGUAGCCCUAGGGCAAAAACCAAAAUGUGCGCUCCUUGGGGUCCUCAGGACCGAGAUUGGGAAACUAUGGGCUAAAGUAUGCUCACUAUGAGGACAUGAGACUACACAGGCUGUGUAUGUGUAGCCUACUGUGUAGGGGAAAUGAAUGUUGAAUGUUUAACUCUGCAUUCCCCCUCUUUUCGGUAAAAUGGCGCCUAGCUCUGACCUGCCUCCUCCCCUCUCUCUCCAUCUCUCCCCCUCUUUCCCCCUCUCUCCCUUUGCUCUCCCUCUCUCACUGGGUCAUAAAUCUGUUGUUGUUUAUGAAACUGUACAACAUAGCAAUAGAAUUUUAAGAGGCUCCUCCCUUCCAACUGGUCGCCGCUGGUCACAUGGCAUGGAGCCGUGAACAUGAACUUUUUUAUAUAUAAUUUCCUUUUCCAGAAUAGAACCGCACUCAUUUAACAGCCUGUGUCUGUCACAUAAGCCUUUCUGUACUGUAAAAGCUUUUGCUCCUCAAUGUCAUUGUUUAUGUAUUUUCGUCGUGGGUAAUGCUGUUUUGCUUUUGAGUUUUGUUUUGUAUUAUGCAGUGUCAAGGAGCAGUGUCCCUCUCUGGUUUGGAUUAAUUACCGUCGUUCUUGUGACGGUUUGGCACAAUGGACGGAUUGAGUGCGAGCGCGUCUUUGCCUGACCCCGGGAGCUCGUGGAUUCGUCCAGGGACCCAACUGGCACAAUAGGGGAUCUUUCCCGGUCGCCUCGCGCCGUCCUCUUCUAGUAAUAUCCCCACGCAACAUUAGACCCGAACACCUCAGAUACGGUAAGAAUACUUGCUUAUCAUGAUUAUGAUUUGAUAUGAUUUGGUAAUCAUUCAUUAAAUAGAGUGAGCAUAAAAACAAAUAGCAUCAUUGUGCUUGCUAUGCUUGUUUAGUUUUGAACAGUACCAUAAUUUUGCUUGCAAUGCUUGUUUAGUUUUGAACAGUACCAUAAUUUUGCUUGCUAUGCUUGUUUAGUUUUGAACAGUACCAUAAUUUUGCUUGCUAUGCUUGUUUAGUUCUGAACAGUGAUGACUUUCAGAAGAGUGGUUGGAGUGUUGUAGGCUUGGUUAAAAUGGGUUUUGUCCGAUAAUUUGAUUUGAUAAUAAUGAUAUGAUCAUAAUUUGCAUGAUUAUGAUCAUUGUUAUGGUUAGUUGUGGUCCUCCGUAGCUCAGCUGGUAGAGCACGGCGCUUGUAACGCCAAGGUAGUGGGUUCGAUCCCCGGGACCACCCAUACACAAAACAUUUUUUUUUAUGCACGCAUGACUGUAAGUCGCUUUGGAUAAAAGCGUCUGCUAAAUGGCAUAUUAUAGUUGAUUGUGGUCUCUGGACUUGACCUAUGUAAUUCAAUAUUAGUGUAGGCCUAUGCGUUUUCAUUAUGAGAAUUUCAAAAAUGUAUUAGUGUGCAUGCUAUUUGUGUUUUUUUAUUUGUUGCUAUUUAAAUGGGAUGGUCUGUCAGCAGCUGAGUAUUGGGACUGUAACCAAUAUACUAUUCUCUGUCGCCCUCUUGUGGGAGAAGUGUGGUCCUGUUUUGGUCACAACGUUGUGCCCAUUUAGCCAUUUACAGCACAGUUCAACCACAACACAGUGGUGUACAUUGCGUUUUCUAGCACGAAUCACGAUCAACGUGUAUCUUGUGUAGCAGUUGUGUUAAUCUAUAUACUGUAUGCUGUAUAGGACCCGUGUGCAACGCAAGGGACCAGUACGAAAAAGUCAGCCUCGUUUUAUAGACUAGAAGUAACAUAGUAAACGAAAAUCUGGGACACUCGAAUUAGUAUGAUAUGUUUAGUUUGGUAUGGUUACAUAAGACAGAAGUUUACUUAAGGCAAGAAACGAAAGGAGGGUGGAUAGCUAGGCUUACAACGCAAAUGUCUAAUCACAGACAACUUUGCAACUACUUGCUACUUUGCAACUAAUUAGCAUGUUAGCUAACCCUUCCUUUAACCUUAACCCCUAACCCUAACCCCUAGCCUAGCUAACAUUAGCCACCUAGUUAACUUUAGCGAUAAGCACCUAGCCACCUAGCUAAGGUUAGCCACAACAAAUUUGAAUUUAUAACAUAUCACACGUGUUGCAAAUUCGGAACAUAUUGUACGAAUUGCAAUUCGUAACAUAUCAUAUACGAUUUUUAAUUCGUAACAUAUCAUACGAAAUGGAUGAUAGACAUCCACAAAUUAAUUCAUACCAUACCAAAUGUAACAUAUCAUACUAAUUUGAGUGUCCCAGCUUUUUGUUUACUAUGUUACGUCUACUCCUGAGUCCAGGUGGAAAAAGUAAGAACAUGUGUGCAGUCACUACUCUAAUUCGCUCUGGAUAAGAGUGUCUGCUAAAUGACUAAAACAUUUAAAAUGUAUACUAUCUUAUAUUUGCUUAUAUAGUGUUCUUGUCUUCCUCUCCUGUUUGCUACCCCCAUCUGUUUGUUAUCCCCAUCUGUUUGUUAUCCCCAUCUGUUUGCUAUCCCCAUCUGUUUGUUAUCCCCAUCUGUUUGUUAUCCCCAUCUGUUUGCUAUCCCCAUCUGUUUGUUAUCCCCAUCUGUUUGUUAUCCCCAUCUGUUUGUUAUCUCCAUCUGUUUGCUACCCCAUCUGUUUUACCCCAUCUGUUUGCUAUCCCCAUCUGUUUGCUAUCCCCAUCUGUUUGCUAUCCCCAUCUGUCCAUCUGUUUGCUACCCCCAUCUGUUUGCUACCCCCAUCUGUUUGCUACCCCCAUCUGUUUGCUAUCCCCAUCUGUUUGUUAUCCCCAUCUGUUUGCUACCCCCAUCUGUUUGCUAUCUCCAUCUGUUUGCUAUCCCCAUCUGUUUGCUACCCCCAUCUGUUUGCUAUCCCCAUCUGUUUGCUAUCCCCAUCUGUUUGUUAUCCCCAUCUGUUUGCUACCCCCAUCUGUUUGCUAUCUCCAUCUGUUUGCUACCCCCAUCUGUUUGCUACCCCCAUCUGUUUGCUAUCCCCAUCUGUUUGCUAUCCCCAUCUGUUUGUUAUCCCCAUCUGUUUGCUACCCCCAUCUGUUUGCUAUCCCCAUCUGUUUGUUAUCCCCAUCUGUUUGUUAUCCCCAUCUGUUUGCUAUCCCCAUCUGUUUGCUAUCCCCAUCUGUUUGCUAUCCCCAUCUGUUUGUUAUCCCCAUCUGUUUGCUACCCCCAUCUGUUUGCUAUCCCCAUCUGUUUGCUAUCCCCAUCUGUUUGUUAUCCCCAUCUGUUUGCUACCCCCAUCUGUUUGCUACCCCCAUCUGUUUGUUAUCCCCAUCUGUUUGCUAUCCCCAUCUGUUUGCUAUCCCCAUCUGUUUGCUAUCCCCAUGAGGUAACAUCAGCACCACAUCACAGAAAGAAUACUCUCAUCAAUGACCCCUUCAUCUCGAUAUUGUGCAUACCUAUAAUAAUUAUAAACUUUAUAGCAACACAAAUAAGAGUAAUAUGAUAUCAUGCUGUUCAGUAAUGGCAUUGGCACUAUCAUAUAGGGCCUGAUAGCUGGAAUUGAUUGUUGUGAAUUACUGUAUAUGCUUGAAGUUUUUGUAUUGGACAUUUAGAAAAUUCGAGUUAACCCUGUCUAUUUUGCCCGGCUAAAUACAUCACAGAUAGACACCAUUCAUAUGACAAUAGAUUAUUACCUCCAAAUUAUGUCACAGAAUAGAACUUGAGAAACCAAAACGUCACAAUUGAUAUGGCAAGCUUAUUACCUCAAAAUACUGACACAAAUAAGACCCUGAGAGACCAAAACGUCACAAUAGGCAUCAAUACCAAGGAAUGAGUACAGCACAAUAGCAUAUUGUUGUAUUGCAUUUUAAUAAUGCGUGUGUAGUUGCUGUGUCCGUGUCAGUUUGCUUAGUUUCCUUCGAUGAGUUUGAGUCUAUUACAAGUGAAUCCGUUAUGGUUUACCUACCUAUUGAAUGUGUGUUUGUAGUGUUCCAUUGUACCUUAGCGUCUCCAAUUGAAUACCCUCCUAGAUAUUUACAGUGGUAAUGCAACCAGUCGAGGAAAAUGGCCUUUCUGCGGCUCCCCUGCAGUAUACAAAACCUAGGGUUUCUGAAAUGCAUGCAGCUUGAAUCGUUUAGGCUAUUACGCGCGUAAUACAGCCUACGUAGCUAAUUACAUUUAUGAGCAAAUACAACUGAAGCAUCGUGAAAUGUUACUCACUCAUCGAUCAAGGUUGGGAUCUGAAUUUCAAAUUGUUCAAAUUGCAGAAUACUGACGCUUCUACCAGAUGCAGACAUUUGAGUAGAACGUAAUUAGUCUUGUCGUUUUUUUCUAUACUUUUAUUUUUUUCCCUUUUUGCACAGAACAUAUUUUCUUACUCUCCCACUUCCUGGUUUGCCCCUUGUCCCCUGGGUGGGAUAAUUUCUUGGGAACUUUGUUUCUAUUGGCAUUGAUAAAUCAGAUGUUAGCUCUUAGACUCUCUCUCCAUUACAACCUCUUUAAAACCUCCAUCACAAACACUCCUGGCCAUUAUAAAGCACAUAACCUAUUCUCGCUCCUUCCAACAUCCGGAGCAAGUUUGUAUGCGCUCACUCAAACUAUCCCAGAAAGUCAAGACCCGGGCUCGGAUACAAGGCUUCUUCAUACACCGCUGUACACAUCUGGUCCUGAGUGCAGAUUGUUCCUCGGCUCCUGCGGUGCCUGAAGGGGCCAUAUUACCGCUGUGAGUCUGCAUCCUUCGGACAGACACGCAGACGUAUCCAUCACGCUGUUAGUGCCAGCGUGUGCCAUAUGGGCUAUCGUCUUUUGGGGACUAUAGGACCAAGAGGUCCAAUGGACUAUGGAUAACCAGAGCCUACUCGUGUAAAUCUGUUUGCAACUGGCCGUCGCAAGCGUGCCUGAGUGUCCAGUAAUCCAUAUGGAGUGCACUAUUUUCUGCUUAGUAGACGGAACGAACAGUAUCUUUUGUAAACUACAUGUUUUAAAAAUGCUUUCGCUCUGCCUGCACCUGCACCAGCUAUAGUAGUCACGUUAAUGUCACAACAACCCACUGGGCACAGACUUCAGCUCAAUGUCUAGUUUUGAUUUACAUUUGGCUGAGUUGUUAAAUAACGUGAAUUCAACAUGAAAUCAACAAAACAUUUCACCAUGUCAUUGGAUUUAGGUUAAAAGGUGGGUGAAAAAUAGGAAAUGCCCUUAUGUUGAAGACUUUUUGCACGUUGAUUCAACGUCAUCACAUUGAUUUUUGGGGUGGAAACAACGUUGAUUCAACCAGUGUUUGCCCAAUGGAAAUAGGCUAUUAUUAUAGUCAUCACUGCUUCUAUUUUAGAUAAAGUUGACCUCUAAGUUACACCAACAAAACAGCAACUCAACACCGAUUAACAUGAUUUAAAAUCAAAUAGUGCUAAAAUACUGUAGACAUAUGUUUGUUAUUGUCAUUGCUUGUUUUGAGCCUACGGUAUUAUUACUUCUGCUGUUAUACCGAUAGGGCUUUCUUCAUAUCAUAAUUCGAACCUCAUUUUAGAUUGUCAUUAAGCGGUGCCUUAUCUUUCUAUUUUGAAAACUUUACAAUACUUAUCUGGGCAGAAAUAGAGUCCUAUAGCCUACUACUUUCACAUCCUCAUUCCGAUGACAUUAUUUAUGGAAGGAAAUGGGUAUGGGGAAGAUGCCAAGUGAGGCCAAGGGAAAUAAUUCCAUUGUAUCUUAGGCAUGCAUAUGUCCAUGUAAAAUACACUACAAUUCCUAAACCAAAAGAUCCUGUUCAUUCCCCCUAUCGCCAGACAUUCUUUAAAAUACAUAUAUUCUAAAUUCCCUUCUCUUUCAUUGAGUUUCUUUCUUCAUCGAAUGCGAGCAACUUCGGGUGUUUAAAUUCCUUUCGAACGAACCUGUAUUCUGCUCCUCGUUUUCCUGUUCUUUAAUUGACUUUAGUUAUCCAUAUUGGCAAAAAAAACUCAUGACAAUAAAAAUGAAUAUUAUUGUUUCGCUGCAAUAUCUGCUAGAACUUAGGCUGUUCAUUACGCACCGCAGCAACAUUUUACGCACCUACAUUGAACCAAUUUACUUAAUUCAGGCAUCAUUUGUUGAUCAAAACGUGCGUUAUUCACAUUCAGUAUUUAUGGAAUUUCAAUUGAGGGGUAAAUAGUUGUCUAAUAAUAAUAUUGUACGGUAGCUUACUUCCUGUCAUCUUUUAAAAAACGAAACAGUAAUUCAUUUGAAAUGCCUCAUUUUAAGAAUGACGGUUGAACUGCAGGUUGACCAUGCUGUUCACACCAGUAGGCUGAACUAAGCUUCCAUAAGAUGGAUAUUAAUGCAAAUAUUGAUUAUUCAAGAGUUGAUUACUAUAAUUCAAGCAUAUUGUAACAUGGUUUAACGAAACAUUCAACUAAAUGUAAGGUGCUAGAUAAUUGUUUUUUAUAUUUCUUUAUUAUAGGCUACUUAUGUUGUGUUGUAGGCCUACUGUAUGUGUUUUAUUCCCAAGGAUAAGGAUACCGUUGAAUACCGAUUUCUCUUUGUACUCUGUAUCAGUGGAGAGGUUGCAUAUUCACUAUUCAGUGCGUUUCUUGUUGUAUUGUUUGCGAAUCUUUUGCCGCAAUGGUCGUUAACCUCUCAACGACCCCGUUCAGAGGCCACGCCUCAAACACCGUCGCAGGCAGUGCCAGAUUGUGGCCAGAGGAUGGCGCGCAACGACAAUCCAAGAGAUGCAACCCGGGCCCCGCGAGCGCCCUGCCCAGGCGCACUCCCAGGCGCGCGCCCCUAACGUCCCACCCAGAUUUCCUACUUGUGCACGAGUUUACCUCUGGAGGUCAUCAAGCAGGAUUUACGACUGGUCAACAAAAGCACGUGAUUCUCAGCCGUAACCCAUAUUUGGGUGCCUACGUAAGAGAGAAUCAAGUACACGUUCUACUCAUUUCCAUAAUUCAUCAUGAAUUGUGCAAGGGUGCUAUAGAACGCGCAAAAUCAUCAAGAGCCACAAAUCAAGCACACACGUUACUUAUUUCUCCAAAAAUAAAAACAACAAAUACCUGAUAAACAACAGUAUUGGAAUAGUCAAUAAAUGAGCUCCUAUUUUGUAAACUCAUUCUGCGGUCGCUAUCCCAAUGGCGCGGACUUCCAGUUACAUAAUUAUGGAGACCACAGCUCAGCAAACGAGCAAUACAGGGACCCAACGACCAUGCAUUCCAGCAGGCACGGUUAUGGCUACAACGGGAUGGACCUCACUGUCGGUCGCGGUAAUGGGCACUUUGUGGCCAACGAGCGGGCACAGGGCUACUCCCCGAACCAGUCGGCGGCGGCAACAACGUCUUCUACCAGGUACACCCAGCCCGCGAGCGCCACCCGGACGGCGUCCCUCUCGCCUGCACCUGACCCACUCCCGUGCUCCUCCUCUGUCACAAGCUUGUCUCCGGUCAGCGAGUCUCAACCUCAACACCGAGCCAUAAAGAACUCCAUAACUAGCCCCUGCGCGACCCCGAGCUCGAGUUCGAACGGAGGCACGCUGUUGAACCAGGAAUGUGUGUCCAAAGCCUCCCCCCUCCUCGAGGAAGAGAAGCCCGCUGGAAGAGAGCAGACAACUUCCCAAAAUUUCACCGAAGGUGCCCAGCCUCAGAUAUAUCCCUGGAUGAGGAAACUGCACAUAAAUCAUGGUAAAAUAACUUUAUAGCUUUAUAUGUUGAUUAGGUAGUCGUUUAUGUUUGUGUUUUUUAGUUGUCGUGAAGAUAGCGCAUUUAAGCUGUGCUUGUUGCCAUUUUCGAAGUUAAAAAGUAUUUCACCAAAUCAUUCUAUAAGAGAGAAAUAAUCUGUAUUCGAUAGUAGUAAUGGUUAAGUGGUGUAAUGGCGAGAUUUACGCCACCUGUUCACCUGCAUAUUUGUUCCAUUGGAAAAGUAAUUAAACGUGGCAUGAAAACACAGGACAUUUUCAUGUUACCAAAAUGCAGGAGGUGGAACAUUUAAAUAUAGGACUUUCUUUUGCCAUAAUGUUGUAUUAUUCUAAAUGUUUAUGGUCUUUUUAUAAGACAAACUUUUGGGAAUUAAUUGGCACUUCCACUGCGUUUUAUGGUGUGUGUGAAAGGUGUGUGAACGGUGUGUGAAAGGUGAACAGUGUGUGAAGGUGUGUUUAUGUGGAUUGGGCUGCAUCGAAGUGUGAUCAAGAAUAAAGUAAAUGUUCUAGCAUAUAAUAGUCAUUGCAUAAAGCGUUAGUGUAGGUUGCUAUUUUGAUUAUGGGCUCAUGGUUGCAUCCUGUGUUAUCACCAGACAGUCUGACCGGACCAGAGGGGAAGAGGGCGAGAACAGCAUACACGCGCUACCAGACCCUGGAGCUCGAGAAAGAGUUCCACUUCAACCGGUAUCUGACCCGCAGACGGAGGAUCGAGAUAGCGCACGCACUCUGCCUAUCAGAACGCCAGAUCAAAAUAUGGUUCCAGAACAGAAGGAUGAAGUGGAAAAAGGACAACAAACUGAAAAGCAUGAGCAUGGCAGCGGCAGGGGGUGUAGGGUACCACCGUCCCUGAUAUUUGGUUCCCCGAUGAGCUCUAAUAAAAUAAUAAAAAGCUUGGGAGAACUUCCCUUCAUUUUUAAAUCGUGAGAGACUUUCUGAGGGCUGUCUUGAUGACAGUGAACGUCCAGGUGUACAUGCUCCGGCCUUUUCAAAAAGACUUUCCUCUAUAUUUAUUUUGAUUUUGACCGUGAUAAUGCUUGUGUGAGUAAAAAAGUAACUUGUAUUCUGUACAUUGUUUGUCUUAGAGGACAAACCAAUGGGAAAUACAUGUUUGUUAACUUAUUUCUCGUUCAAAAUAGAAUAAGCUCGAAGUUACCGCAAAAAAGUCCAUUAACUAUCCAAUAAAAGUUGUGUAGCCUAUUGCACUUGUAAAACAGUAUAGAAACUCGAAUAAUUAAUGAGUUUAUAAAAAAUGGUGUUGCUUUUGUGUAUAGCCUUUAUGUUAUAUGUAAGUAUGUAUUUAUUUGUUCAAUGUAUUGUACCAAAUUUAGAUAACUUGUUCCUUAUUGUAGACAGAAUGAUAAGCCUAAUGUGAUUGUUGUACAUUGUGAACACGUGACGGAACCGCAGUUCUGACCCAUUGUGAGUAGCUGUGCCUUUGUAUCCUUCUUUUGCACAAGCUGCUGUAAAGUUGUUCACCUGGCGCAGCUUCUUUUAGAAUGUGUUUUUCUGUCUUCGUGUACGUCCCCCUCUAUUUUGGAUGUGGAGGGUUCCAUAGUUGAUCCCAUUGCCUCUAAGUGGAUAGCUUCGUGCUAUAAGCUUUUUGUAAAUGUUUUUAAAGAAUGACUGGAAAUUGAAAAUAAUAUUAUAGUGAUGAUGCUGAUUAUAAUAAACUUUCUACUGGAAUGACAGAGACUGUACAUUAUCUGUUAUUUCGAUUCUUUAUAUUAUUUCUUAAUGUGCCUCACGGUAAAAAGCAAGUUUGUAUGUUUUUGUAAGGUUUUUGUUGUUGAACGUAAACUUUUUAGGUCUGCUGUAACUCGUUUUUUUCUAGGUCAAGACUAUAGGCCUAAGUAGAAUGCAGGCCUGAAAUAUUAGUUUAUUUUUCUCAGCUAAACCCUUUCACUCCAUUGAUUGCAAUCAAAACAUUAAAAGUUACACUUUUCUAGCUAGUUUCAAGGUCGAGAAAAUCAACAGGUAGAAAAAUCGAUAUCCGCACACUUUACUCACCUUUGCGCGUGGGUCUAAAGCGGGUCCUUGCCAGUGACCAGCUCGAGGGGCUCUGCGUCCCAUGUGCUCGAGCUUACUACUCUCAGAGAAUCAGUUCACUUUUCGAGACGUAAACUUUAUUAGGCCUGUUCCGGCUCCCUGACAUUUGGGUGCCAAAUGAAUGGGGGUUUUGUCUAAGAAUUAGAUCGUAAAAAUCAUCCGGAGCGCGGCCAGAUAGGCUCACUGGCCAUAAACUGUCACGUGGUGGCCAUUAAAGUAAGUUUUAUGGUUUUGGGGAGUUGACAGUAUAUUGCACAUAACAUAUAAUCGCACUGACGCAAGGCUUCCUCUGACUCUCUCCUUGCAGGCUGUAAGUGUUCCUUUACCGCUACAGCCGCUCCUCGCUCAGCAGAACGCCUCGCGAUGGACCCUGCACGCCGGACGCACAUGAGGAGACAGGCCCGGUCUCGAAGUAAGUUUCUGCCUCUGUUGCCCUUGAGUAGCCUGUAGCCUUCCAUUCCCUCGGCUCUGAACAGCCACCCUGUUCGAAACGGCAUUAUGAUUGUAUUCGGACGCGCUAUCUGUCCAUAUUAGCCCAUUAAGCUAAUUUGUCAGUGGUGCUGAGCUGAAUCCUGGUUUCUCUCGGCAGAUGUUGGCCAGGGUUGAGUCAGGCUCAUGGAUAUUUAAUUGCUUCCUUCCUAGUGUAACUUGUUUCCCUCCAUCUGUGGUGUAACUCAUAAUCCAUUUUUGCAUGUGGGAUAAUUAUGCUUCUGUUCAUUCGUGUUUUUUCACUUCCUGUAUUACACACGGGGCAUCUUUGGACGCUUCAUAGCCAUUAAUGUGCUGGACAAGCCAAACAUCUCUUUGAGCUGUUUUAUGGUGUUUCCAAUGUCAUUGCUAAACUGGAAUAUGUUUGUGUACAGUACUCAACUAUCAUACACCACUUUUGGGGUAAAUGUAGCUUUUUAAAAAUCUGUGUGAGUGUAAAGUUAUGCACAAUUUCAACACUUUGUUUGGAGCUGUAGUUGUGGCUUUGGUCAGGUUUCCUCAUGUGUUCCACACUUGUUCAAAUGGUUUAAGACAGCCAAACAAAACAGAGGACAAAACGCAGCAGGGCCACAUUUGGAAAGGAAUUCCGUUUUCUGUCAGCCAUGUCAUUUUGUGUUUUGGGGUUGUAAAGUUCAGUUGACCUCUUGGAGAGUGUCACUCUUGCUUCGUCCGGGCCGACAUGGACACUCAGAUACCAGUAUCUCCAAGAAAGCAAAGAUUUAUAAAAGUAGUCUAUGUGAAAACGCGUCACAAGGGUUGGUCAGACGUUGUAUUUUGACGCAUUUGCCCUAUUACAAUAGUUUUCUUUAGAUUGCGUAUGUUUUCGUUUGCUGGAAAAAUGUCUCUGCAUCAUAAUUUCUUAUUACGUAGGCUAUAGCCUAAUUACUUUUUCGUUUUGGUUAUAAUGUAGAUUUUGUUUAGGCCUACUUGUGGCAACAGUCUUGGUUUUAUUUUAUUUUGCAAUAGGGUGUGUUUACUGAUAAGUGGCUAGUAUGGGCUUUGCCUAUUUGUUGUGUAUGACAGUGCUUUGGUGUGUUCAAAAUUCUAAGUAUUUGCACAGAUUGCAAUUUGGCCGAAAUUGGUGCUUACAGGCUACUCAUAACUUUUCCCCAUCAGUGGUGUGAAUUCGAUUUUAAUAUAUUUCACAUCAGAAAAAUGGAAAGACUCCAUCAUGUAAACAAAUAGCCAAUGCAACGAAAUUCAACUUUAUUUCCAUUACAGUUGUAUGGUGUAGAAAACGAAAGUGAAACCGUUAUUCUAUGCCAAUAUCAUUGUGACAUCUGGGGAGAAAAUUGCACCAUUGUUACACAAUAAAAAAAUCAAAAUCGGGGUCCUAGGCAGACAAUGCCAGGCAGAAAAAAAGAACCUUCCCUCGUGCGCGGUUCACCGCGAGGUCAGUCAUAGCAGCAAGUACAUCUGCAUCCUCGAGGAGCCACCAGCAGAGCUCGCUUUAGGCCAAGUUCAGUGUCACCCGCAGCCAGCUCCUGAGACGGGGAGAAACACACACACAAAUACAAUAGUAUGAUAGGACGCACACAUAUACUUGACCGGUUUGCUUGCCUUAAUAUACAGUGCAGUGAAGUAAUAUAAUUUGCAUAUUGCAUUAGUUUAUUUGGAGAGCCUAUGGGGCAUUUGAGCAAAACCACUAGGCCUAUGUGAGGCAAGGAGAAAAAAACAGGACAUUCAUCCUUGAGCGGUUUGCUUGUAUUAGUGUUGUACAAAAGUGUUUUUAGUUGUAUAAAAAGCGGUGCAUUGUAACCAACACCCACAGUGAGACAAUACAGAGAUACAACUACAGUUAUUCUAUUAUAUCACUAAUUAUGAUAUAAAUAAUAAUAAUAUGCCAUUUAGCAGGCGCUUUUAUCCAAAGCGACUUACAGUCAUGUGUGCAUACAUUUUUACGUAUGGGUGGUCCCGGGGAUCGAACCCACUACCCUGGCGUUACAAGCGCCAUGCUCUACCAAUUGAGCUACAGAAGAUUCAUUAGAAUAAUUACAGUAAUCAUAACAGAAAUUGAUAUAUUGCAAAUCAAUGUUUCUUCACAAGCAGCCAGAAACCUCGCCUGGGCAGCACAGCCUCACAGGGGUGGGACUGAUGAUCUCGAUAUAGCGGGGGAAGAGGAGGAAAAAUUGGGGUCAAAAGUUUACCCGCUGAACACGUCUCCCGUCAUCUGUUCAGCAGGGGCCUGAUGCCAGCAUUAUAAUAGCGAUCUUGACUCUCCACACAAAAGAUAGAAUAGCUUUGAAUUACGUAUGUUUGACGGUGCACUCCAGGUGAACCCUGAAAGCGGGGCGACCCCGAGUUUGGGACCGAGGGGAGUGGACCCCCGCCCGUCCCCAGACCCAAGAUUGAGUGGCCGGCAUUUUAUUAGGGCGGUUGAUUGGUGAAUUUCCUUUGAAUAAAUUGCAUUGGAUAUGAGGGGAAAAUUAGCAUUUUGAGGAUUGAUACUCUUACCCCGGUCACAAGAUGAUGGGUAGGCUAUGCCCACAGCCCCCCAAAUGGAGCCCCCGGUCCCCUUUAAAACAUUUAGUCUUUCUCUCCCUCUGCUGAGAAAAAAGUCCUGUUUUUAGCCUUACAAAAAGAGACCCAUAAGGUGAUUUUGGUUACAAAGAAGGAAUAUGUUUAUUUUAUAUUGAAAACAGUCAAUUGUUAUUAGUAAGAACAAAAUAACAUUGUAACUUUAUUGGGUUUUGAAAACCGAUUAGGAUAUAGGUUAUAUAGCUUCUAAUGGCGGAUGGACCUGCAUAACAGGAUCGAAUCUAGGCGUUAUCCUUUCCCGUAAAGCUGUGAGAAUGUGAGAAUGUGAUCACAAAUAAUGCACCUCUAUUGUAAUAGAUACAAUUCGGUUUAAACACACAGCUAAAUGUAACAUAGGCUAUUUCUCUAAAAACCUCACAUGAAACUGUGCACUCGAAAUUAUGAGAUCCACCUUAGCCGUGUUAGCAACAAUGUAUUCCCCAACUUGUCAUUCAUAUUUCGUUUUGAUAAACAAACAAGUGGCCUAUUAUACAAUAGCCUAACUAUUGGCAAUUCAGUGUCUUCAUUUAUUUCGAAAGAGUCAAGAGUCAAAGGACUAAUAUGGCAAUUGUCUUUAUCAUAAAUAAAUAGCCAUUAGCCACUCAAUGUUCGUAGCUCCCACAAGUUAUCUUUAUCUUAUAGGAGAUAACUCAUUGGGUUUUGGCACAGUUCUAACAACUGUUUUUUGAAGAAAAUAAAGUAUAUGUUCCAUCGUAUAUGUUUAGAAGAAACGGGUUGGGCAAAAUAGUAUGCUAUGAUAACACAUACCUAUUAUGACCAUGUUGUUCGACACUUGUGUGUAUCUACAAUCUACAUAAAACAUUCACUUGAUGCAGUUACAUUUACUUUGAUUUAUGUCUUAUUUUUAAGAAGACAAUUUAAACAAAAUGUUCAACAUAAUCAUACUAUUUCACCCAUCCAUCUUCCUCUAAACUUGUGUUAAAUGUGCGAGGAGCUCUGUGGGUGUCAUUCAUGUUUAGGCCAAAAUAUCGAUCAAUAGCUUCCUUCUUACACACCACUCCCAAUAUCUUCUUUAUUUCAAAAUGUUUUAUGAUCAAAAUACUUACCCUUACCUUUACCACCUCGUGAUGCUGAGGGAACCGUUUCCUCUGCAGCCUGGUCCUCCUAACAGACAAGGGAUCUAGCAACCAUGUGUGAUCAGUCACUAUCGUCAGAGCACUCUUCUUAUUAUCUCAAUUUACAGUACAGUGUCAGUAUGAUAUAUGUUCGUUAUAUAUGGGAAGACCGAAGGAGUGGCAAUCCACUUCUUUCUCACACAGUACCUUUCUAAAUUAAUAAAUAGUAGGCCUCAUUAUUUCUUAUUCAUAACUAGACUUUUUGCUCUUUUGCUAAUUAACAUGGAUGUCUUGGACGAUUUUGAUUUAGAAUAAUUGUUACAGAAACAUUUCAAUAGCGAAAACCACGUUGUAACCUAAGGUUGGCCCACAUUUCUUAAUCGCCAAAAAAAUUUACAUUGUAAACAUCCAUUUGUGAACAUCAGGUAAAACACUGAAUGUGGUUGUUUAAUAGCAUAUUUCAGUCGUUUAAAUUGUUUAUCAGAUCAUAACGUUUGCCACUCACAUAUAUAUUUCGCCUGUUCCAAAACUCAUAAAUAAAACUAUAUCUCGAAAUAACUAUUUUCUCAACUGAAGGGAAUGAAUGGAAUUUAACGUCGUAAAUCAGGAUUUUUACAGUUCAUUACUUUUUCUCAUGCAAAAAUACUUGUUUAAAACGCAUUCCAAAUUGAACGUUUCCAAAACUGUGUAUAACACACACACACACACACACACACACACACACACACACACACACACACACACACACACACACACACACACACACACACACACACAAGCUGUAGUAUAGCAACAAGUAAAUUGUAAAUGGCUGUAAAGCAUUACGGACCAUUUAAACUGUCGCUCAUUCAAGGGUACUAUGGCUAGCGAGUGGAUAAUAGCCAACCCUGCCCAUAUUUAUAGAACACUUAUAUAACACACUAGAGUGCACAUUUAGAUAUCAAGUCAAGUAUUCUUACCGUGGACUUUAUGCUGAUAGACAGACUCUCAGGUGGUCUUGGCUACGUUCUGGAUGCAAGAUCAGAAAAACGAUUCCCCUUGUCAUUCACGAUGAGUUACAGGUGCAAAAUACACUCAAUUGUAAUACACCUAACAACUUUGGCUAUUUAGAUGCGUAAAAAGCCAUAUAGACCUAUAUCUGACUAAAAUGAAAAUCCCAUAGCGAUGGCUUACACAUACAAAGCUCAGAGCUGGACAUUGUUGAAUAGGAAAAACAAGAGCCUAGGUGAGAAACAAUAACAGAAGCCUAACAGUAUGAGACAAAUUCAACACAUAUACAUAUUUAUACUAUUCUAAAGAAAACCUUGACCAGGAGACACUGAAACUUCAGUUUAGUUGGCUAGCAUUACCUACAGGAGUGCCACAGUCGACGCAAGGCUUUUUCAGAUGGACCUACGCUUUAUCGUGGGCUUCGUACUGUUUUUUUUUAAUUCUUUUUUUUGGGCGCUGUUGGGUGCUGACCGGUGCUAAGUGCUCCGUUAUCUACCCACAGUCAAGUAGACCCUGGAAAACCGAAGUCCAAGUACGGGUUGAACUUCAGGUCACUGCGUCUAACAAAUAUGAAAAUGUCGCCUCGUUGGAGACGGGCACGCCUUGUUGUUUAACAAAGACUGUCAAUGGGCAAGAUUAAUCAGAAACAAAAUAGAAACGGUGUCACUUUGGGGUCAGAGAGAAGUUAUCGCUGUUUAGGGGGGCGAAUAGAAAGGGGGAGAGAAAAAAAUAUAAAAUAAAGCCUUCAAUAUUUCCGAAGUUUGGCAUCCCCUUGCCAAGGCACACCGGGCCUUCUUCACGUAGACGGUCGCAGACACCUUCCGUAGUGUUGCUCAUGCGGUUGAGGUGGCGUCCUCAAGAUUUUCACCUCGGAUUUGGAAAUGUGAGCUGGAGGGCAAACAGGUCGUGGAGAUGGCAAUUGUCGAGACACUGAUGGCACAGAAGAGAUACGGUCAGGGAUGCUUCUAUUAUAAACUGUAUAUUAUUGCACUUUUGUCAUAGUGAAAUUAAUCGAGAAGUGUUUUUGGUUAAUUUUAGCCUACAUGGUCAUGAUAUUUUCAGGUGAUGUCUUAAAUAUAGGUAUUUUAGUUGUAGCAGUUUUUCAGUUGUUGUAGUUGUUUAACGUAUUAAUAAUAGGCCUACACUAAAUGUAUUAUUAUUAUUAUUAUUAUUAUUAUUAUUAUUAUUAUUAUUAUUAUUAUUAUUAUCAUUAUUAUUAUGCCCUUAGUUUUGUUGCUGUUGUAAGCAUUAUCUGGUGUCCAGCUCAAUAGUUUAAAACACUGCACAAAUUAUGGGUGUUUUAUGUUGGAUCUUGGAGGAAAGUGAACAGCUUAAUGUACAGUAAAUGUACUAUAUUAUACCACAGGUUAGUUACAGUCAAUCACAGCCAUUUGCUUCUCAAAAUGACUCGUAUAGGCCUGUCUUUUUGGUUACUAAAAAGUGCUUUAGUAGUAGAAAGUGAGUGCAUGUUGAACCCUUACUUUUGUUUUGAGUUGCUACAAACUUCAACACAAAUGUUACGUUCUCAUCAACUAACACUGUUCUUGUAUAGCUUAAGUCGCUCUAGAUAAGAACAUCUUCUAAAUGACUAAAAUGAAAUGAAAAUAAGAACCUUUGGCCAUGUCAAAAUCACUUGCCUUUUUUGGGCCUGCUAUUCAGCUGCCAUCUUGUAUCAUCAUAUGACGAGCCAAAUGUAAAUUAUUUGAUGUUAUCCUUCUCAAACGUUUCUUAAAUUAAAAUGCUUAGUUUUCAUAGGUUGAAAUGACUGAAUAUAAACCUCCGAGGUGUGUAUCGGCGCACAUGACAUGUUUUCAACCUUGCUUUGUUUUAUUGUCUUUCAAAUCAAGUGAGAUACAGAUUUACAGAUUUGCAUUUUACUCACGGAAUUACCAACUCAGAAUUGACUAGAAAGGAAAGCAUUUUGGAAAGGAGUGGACUGGAAAUUAGCUCCAAUGUCAUCUUUGACAGAAAAGAGAGCAGUUACAGUUUGCUUAUUUCCAAAGAGCCCAUUAUUUUCCUGUGCAACAGCAAGAGAUUCCCAUCAUCAUCAUCAUCAUCAUCAUCAUAUCCUCAAGGCCGUGGUUUAAUAACUAUUAAUUCUAGUUUAGUUUAGGUUAUGUGAUAAACAAGUGACUUGAUUGUUUCUUUCUUGAUCUAUUUUGAUGUAAUAAGGAAAACACAACGUAGACUAGUCCGAGCAAUUUUCGUUGUGCCAAUGCCAGGCUUUCCAUUGGUUCCUGUUUACAUGAUGCCCACAGGAGACGUGGUGAUUGGUGGCGGUUUACACGUGAUCAGACAACUUUGUACAUUUGACAGAGAGUAGGAGGGUUUGGUGGAGAUCAGAAAAACGACAGCACGAUAAAAAUUAGUAUUGUUGCACUUCACAAAUUAAUGAUCAUGAGUUCGUAUUUGAUAAACUCGAACUAUAUCGAACCUUCCUUUCCUCCAUGCGACGAAUAUCAACAGAACGGAUACAUCCCCGCCUCUACUGAGUACUACGAACGGCCAAAAGAUUCGGGCUUUCCCCAUCAUGAGGAGGCGUCGUAUCCGAGGUCAAACUACACAGAACCGAGCUACGACUACGGUAAUGUCCCCAGCAAUGGACUCGACGAUUUUAACGACAGGCAUCACGCACAACCUCAGCCCAUUGCCCAGAACCAUGGCCCAGUCCCAGACGGCGGUGCGGUGGAGGACGUCAGCAAAGACUGCAGCCUCGUCACUGAGUCUUAUCCCGGUGCACAGAAGGGAAAGGAACCGCCGGUGGUCUACCCCUGGAUGAAGAAGGUCCAUGUUGGUGAGUUAUCGCCACGUUUAAAUACCGGAACCACUGAGCAAGCCACCACUGGAACGUAUGCACGCCCAUUGAGGCAGCACUAGUAGCACCCCUUACAAUGGCAAUUUACGACCAUCGAGCAGCGGGGUCGGUAAUUAAGAACCCCUCGUAAAUUUUAUUGCCUGCCGGGGCCAUGAGGUCUUUGUUGCUUUUUAAACAAAACUACCUCCAUGGCUGGACCCCAGCCAAAAUGUAAUAUCCAGCCCCGCUGAUUUUGUUAAUCAUUUUCUAAGGCUUGAUUUGUCCCUGGAUGCGAGCGCUUGUACACAUGGGGUCUCCAAAUUAAGGUAAUUCUACGCAACAGAAAUUGAGGCGAAACCCCCACAAUACAUCGUAGGCUUUAUUCCCCCAUUAAACUACCAACAAACCUUUAUGGAGAAGAACAUUUGUAAUGUGCCUAGUGGAGAUGGUCAGUUUUUGGACUGUAGUGCUUAAUGUGGCAGUAACACCUGCUUGCUUGUAUGUGUGUGUGCUUGCUUUUCUCUAGUCAAUGCUAGUUACAGUGGAGGAGUGCCCAAGAGGUCCCGCACUGCCUAUACCCGCCAGCAGGCUCUCGAGCUGGAGAAAGAAUUCCACUUCAACCGCUACCUGACCCGACGCAGGCGCGUGGAGAUCGCGCACACGAUGUGCCUUUCCGAACGUCAGGUGAAGAUAUGGUUCCAGAACAGAAGGAUGAAGUGGAAGAAAGAUCACAAGCUUCCGAACACCAAGAUCCGCUCUGCAAGUUCAUCCUCCGGAGCCCAGCAGCAGCAGCAAAUCAAAACUGCCACGCACCAGCAGCUCGUUCCCACGCCGUGCUCCGCGACCCUAUAG
Messenger RNA from Coregonus sp. 'balchen', 24950 nucleotides. The record is from the annotation of a GenBank genome assembly. NCBI's taxonomy places the organism in Eukaryota, Metazoa, Chordata, Actinopteri, Salmoniformes, Salmonidae.